Messenger RNA from Ambispora gerdemannii, 906 nucleotides. Lineage: Eukaryota; Fungi; Glomeromycota; Glomeromycetes; Archaeosporales; Ambisporaceae. The record is from the annotation of a GenBank genome assembly.
AUGGCUCUGGAAAAAGAGUUAGAAGUUUUUGUUGGCAAAUUAGAGAGAAUUCGGAGUAAUCGGAUUUCCUUGGAAGCAAUUAGAGGAUUAAUGGUAAAUUAUCAAAAUGAAAGAAAACCUUUAAAAGCAAUAGCCAAUUUAAGAAUUUCACCUAAUCAUGAACUAAUUGCCCGGGCUUUUGAACCAAAAAUGACACCCUUAAUCAGUAAAACGAUUUUAGAUAAUCAGUUAGGAUAUAAAGUUGAAAGAAGCACCAAAGAAGAGGUUUAUUUUGCCCUCACCCCCAUCACUACCCAAAUCAAAGAAAAACUAAUUAAGGAGGCAAAAUUGAUCACUGAGGAAGGUAAAAAAAAUUUUCGCCUUAUUCACCAAGAACUUAAAAACUGGUUAAAAAAAGAACCUCAUCUUUCUCAGGACCAAAAAAAGAGUUAUGAAAAACAAGCGGAUAAAUUGGUUAAGGAGUAUCAAGAUAAAUUACUAUCAGCCGAAGAAAAAAAAAUAAAAGAACUAAAAAUAAAUAAAAAGAACAAGAAAUUGCCGCCUAUCCAUCCCGGGGAAAUUUUGCGAGAAAGAUUAUUAAUUCCUCGUGAUAUCAGUCCCCAAGAAUUAGCAACGGCACUAAAAGUUCCUAAGGAACAGAUAAACACUGUUGAAUUCUGGCUUAAUUUACAACGCAGUUAUGAGGAAGAAAUAGCAAGAGAAAGAACUGAAUUAUUAAAAGAAGAAAUUAUUCCUUAUAAAGUCAAGCGAGGAAAUUCUAGGGAAUACAUGGAAGUGGCUAAUGCCCGAGAUAAAAGAGAUUUUAAUAUGUUUGCUCUGGAAAAAGGAGCCAAAACCUCUGAUUUGCGUCUAGAAUUAAUUCAAGGAACUAAAAAUUAUUACAGCAUUAGAACUGGCGGACCAUGA